CCCCGACCUCACAUCGGUUACUCCAUUCCUCCAGUCUGGUUUUCUGCAGAUCUCCAUCAGGCUGCUGACUACGGAUUCUGGUCGUAAUUGCCUUGGCAAGCUUGGCGCUAUCCAUCUGCUAGUCUUCGUUGCUGCAACUGUGAAACUUUUCCUCUCGUCAUUUUUCUGAUCUCUUACGUGGUGUCUCGGUGCUCUUGGAGUCGAAGCGACCAUCGCGAUGGCUGCGAUAUUAGAGGCAUCGCUUGCCGCGACAACCCUGUCCGCCAUCUCCCGCCCACCACUCUCCUCCGCCUUCAUACGCACGGAACGCGCGCCUCUCACCACCGCGCUCCGCGCUAGUCGAUUCAGCAAGCGCACCCAUGGCAUCGCCGUGCGCCCCGCUGCUUCCGCCUCCUCCUCCCCCUCCCCCUCCUCUUCGCCGUCAUCUUCCCACUCCCAAGCCGCGUACUCGUUCGCGUAUUCCGAGGCGCCAACCGCCACUCCCUGGGGCUCGUCGACGUACGAGGAGACGACGUCGGAGCUGUCGAGCGAGGAGUCAUCGGAUGAGGGCUCGCGGAAGGACUUGAUGCACGAGGCGGUGCGCCGCCUCGCCGACACGGACGUGGCGGAGGCCGCCUCUAAGUACGGGCUGGAGGACGAGCUGUUCGGCGAGAUCGACUUCGCGCGGAUCAGCUCGUUCACCAAGGAUCCGUUCGGCGGCAACCCGGCGGCGGUGUGCUACUUGCCGUACCACCCGUCGGACGAGUGGCUUCAGAAGGUCGCCGCGGAGUUCAACCUGUCCGAGACCGCCUUCCUCGUGCGCCGCCGCGCAAGCUCCCCGCCGCCCCCGCGCGGGCUGGACGACGAGUGGGCAGACUCCACGCAGCAGCGGCAGCCGCUGGUCGCGGCGGACGAGCGCGGCGCGCUGCGGCCCGUUAAAGUGGCGCCGAGCGUGCCGAUCAACGAGUUCGACCUGCGCUGGUUUACGCCCACGGUCGAGGCGCGUCUGUGCGGGCACGCGACGCUAGCGGCGGCGCAUCUGCUCUUCUCGUCGGGCCUCGUCGACUCCGACGAGGUCGUCUUCCACACGCGCUCCGGCCGCCUCGCCGCGCGCCUCGUGCCCGAGGACGAGGCGCACCUGGGCGGGCGCGACCGCAAGCACCACACGAGCCGGCGGAACAAGCGGCGCGAGUGGGAGGCGGAGGCAGAGGCGGACGAGGCGGUGGGAGUCGGCGGGCGGCGGCGGCCGAGCGGGAAGGCGAUUGUGGAGCUCGACAUGCCGCUGGCCGCGGCGCAGGCGCUGCCGCUGGACGAGUGGGCGGCGGUGGAGGAGGCGAUCGGCGUGGUGGCCGGCACGGCGCUGUUCGUGGGGCGCAGCAAGCUGCACGAUAUUAUGGUGCACGUUCCCCAGACGACGACGGUGUUGGAGCUCGACCCCUCUCUCAAGAAGGUUGCGCUGCUGCCGUGCCGCGGCGUGAUCGUGACGGCGGCCGCCAGCCACGUGGACGCCGACAUCAAGGCGGCGGGCGGCAGAGCGGCGGCGCUGGACCCCAACAUCGACUUCGUGUCGCGCUACUUCGCGCCGCAGUCCGGCAUUGACGAGGAUCCCGUGACAGGCAGUUCGUUCUGCACGCUAGGCCCCUACUGGUCGGAAAUCUUGGGGCACAAGCAGAUGCUGGGAUACCAGGCGUCUUCCCGAGGCGGCAUGGUGGCGGUGCGCGUGGACGAGGCGGGGGGCCGGGCGUUCCUGCAGGGGUGGGCGGUGCUGGUGAUGGCAGGGGUGGUGAUGAACACAGCGUCGCCCGCCAUCACUCACCCAGCCACUACCUCGUGAACUCCGCCGCUACCUCACUCCCAUCACUACCCUGCUCGUUAUGCGAUGGCUGCUGUUUCGCUAGGAUCUCCACGCUGGAGAUUUUCCGAAUGAGAUACUGUGUGCUUGGAGCAAGGGAGCAGGGUGUGCUGAGAUGUGUUACACGUGUGAUUUAUUGGGUGGGAAGGGACGGGAAAGGGGUUGCUAUUCGUGAGAAGAAUGGGAGGGUAAAUAGUCUACUUGAACUUCCCUAAGUUGAAUUGUUAUACAGUACCAUACCGUGCCUGGUUUGUUUAUUUCUUCCUUAGAAGUGUGUUACCUGUCAAACCGUCCAUUUUUCAUCAUCCUU
Molecule: messenger RNA, 2141 nt
Organism: Closterium sp. NIES-67
Lineage: Eukaryota; Viridiplantae; Streptophyta; Zygnematophyceae; Desmidiales; Closteriaceae
Source: the annotation of a GenBank genome assembly